CUGCGUGGUGGAUGAGAUGGACUUCUCAGGCAUGGAGCUGGAUGAAGCCCUGCGGAAAUUCCAGGCCCACAUCCGCGUGCAGGGGGAGGCACAGAAGGUUGAGCGACUAAUUGAGGCUUUCAGCCAGAGGUACUGCAUGUGUAACCCAGAUGUGGUCCAGCAGUUUCACAACCCGGACACCAUCUUCAUCUUGGCCUUUGCAAUCAUCCUCCUCAAUACAGACAUGUACAGCCCCAACAUCAAGCCUGACAGGAAGAUGAUGCUGGAGGACUUCAUACGCAAUCUGAGAGGGGUCGAUGAUGGUGCUGACAUCCCACGGGAGCUGGUAGUGGGGAUCUACGAGAGGAUCCAGCAGAAAGAGCUAAAAUCCAAUGAGGACCAUGUGACUUAUGUCACCAAAGUGGAGAAGUCCAUUGUUGGAAUGAAAACGGUUCUGUCCGUGCCCCAUCGGCGGCUGGUCUGCUGCAGCCGCUUGUAUGAAGUGACUGAUGUGAACAAGGUGCAGAAGCAGGCAGCUCACCAGAGGGAAGUUUUUCUCUUCAAUGACCUGCUGGUGAUCCUCAAGCUUUGCCCCAAGAAGAAAAGCUCCUCAACAUACACAUUUUGCAAGUCGGUUGGCCUGCUAGGGAUGCAGUUCCAUCUCUUUGAGAAUGAAUAUUACCCUCAUGGCAUCACACUGGUCACUCCAGUUUCGGGCUCAGAGAAGAAACAAGUACUACACUUCUGUGCUCUGGGUGCUGAGGAAAUGCAGAAGUUUGUGGAAGAUCUGAAAGAGUCAAUAGCAGAAGUGACAGAGCUGGAGCAGAUACGAAUUGAAUGGGAGCUGGAGAAACAGCAAGGGGCAAAGACUCUCUCGUUAAGGACCAAUGGAGCCCAGAUGGAACUUCAAUCUAAGCAAGGCUCUCCAACAGGCAAAAAGGAUUUGGGGGAGAAGGUCUCGGACAGCACAGUGGAGGUGUCAAUUCACAACAGGCUUCAAACGUACCAGCACAACUCCACCCUGGGGCCCGAGAGUGGAAUGCAGCCCAGCACGCGUCUUAACAUGCCACGGGAGCGGCUGGAGACAGCACUGGUGCCCUCGCACCCCGCCUCGGCGGGGACACUUGUACAGUGCCAGCAGAUUGUCAAAGUCAUUGUCUUGGACAAGCCGUGCCUCGCUCGAAUGGAGCCGGCCCUCAACCAGACUCUGACACGCUAUGUCACCUCUGAUUCCUGCACCUCCACCCCCUGGCGUGGUAUGGGCAGUGGGCUCCCCGGGACCCCCAUGAAGCUGGUCCAUCAGCCUCCCCUCCCACCUCCACCACCUCCCUACAACCAUCCCCACCAAUAUUGCCCCCCUAGCUCCCUGCUUCAGAGGCGCAGGUACUCCAGUGGCUCACGCAGCCUCGUGUAGCCACACCACCAGCACCAAAACAGCACAGACUUCCCUGCUUCCCUGCCCCACCGCCUCCUGCGGACCCUUUCUGCCUACAGAGAUCUAG
Messenger RNA from Leptosomus discolor (cuckoo roller), 1481 nucleotides. Lineage: Eukaryota; Metazoa; Chordata; Aves; Leptosomiformes; Leptosomidae. The record is from RefSeq and is a predicted model, not a curated record.